GUUUUGGGUGCCCAUAAUACAAUGGGGCAAGAAGCUUGGUAUUCUGCAAAUGCUUUGGCCAAGCGCUUUAGAUACGAGAGUGCAAGCAAUUUUCCUAUAUAUCCACAAAGCCCAGGAGAGAAGGAUUGUGUCCACUAUAUGCAAAUAAGAACCUGUAUAUUUGGAGAUAGCUGCAAAUUUGACCAUCCUAUUUGGGUUCCUGAAGGUGGAAUCCCAGAUUGGAAAGAGUUCGCUCCUGGCCAGGUGUCUCUAUUCCAUCUGAGUUCUUCUCCUUUUCAAAGAUUUGGUUUUGCUUCUUCUGCGUCCCCCGAGACUUCUGAAAAAGAACAUGGGAGUAAUUCAGAGAAUAAUGGAGAUGCUAAAGCCUCCAGUCAAGCCACCUCUGAGCAGAGUGAUGUUGUUGAUCAGACAAAAGAAUCAGAUUCCGACGAGGAUUUGAGUGUAGAUGAUCUGGUGAAACUUGUGGCUGAGAAGGAAGAGCUUUCGAAGCAGAAGCAUAAAGAGAUUGAAAAAAUGUAAGAUAAAGUCCACAGAAGCUAUGCAAAAAUGGAGAAUGUCAUGGACAGGACACGACGUGAAGCAGAGAACUCGAAAAAAUUUGCCAUUCAGGUUUGGUA
Molecule: messenger RNA, 617 nt
Organism: Humulus lupulus (European hop)
Lineage: Eukaryota; Viridiplantae; Streptophyta; Magnoliopsida; Rosales; Cannabaceae
Product: grpE protein homolog 2, mitochondrial-like
Exons: 3
Coding region: 22-519 (165 amino acids)
Molecular function (GO): metal ion binding
Source: RefSeq, a predicted model, not a curated record